Cyclocybe aegerita is the source of this 2013-nucleotide messenger RNA. The record is from the annotation of a GenBank genome assembly. NCBI's taxonomy places the organism in Eukaryota, Fungi, Basidiomycota, Agaricomycetes, Agaricales, Hemipholiotaceae.
AUGUCAACACCCUUUUCCGAAUCAGCCCUGACGUCACCUCUUCCUUCUCGCUUCCCUCUCCGCCGCCAUGUCCUCUGGAUCCUCCCCGUCUCGGCCGGCCUCGUCCUCUACGCUCUCCCGAACGCCCGCCCGCCUCCGCCGACCGUCCUCUCGUCCCCGGCCGUCAUCCCGCCACGUCCGCUCACACCGAUCAUCCUCUCUCCCUCCGAGCCGCACCGCACCCUGGCGGCCUCCAUUCGUGCCCUCCUCCGCGCGCACAUAUGGGAGCCCAUCCUCAUUGCGAGGCGCUUCAUCCACCUCCUCUUUCUCUUCGCCCCGGUAAUCAUCACCAGUCCCAUGCUCCUUGUGGGCAAGUCGGACAAGGCCCUGGCGGGCGAUAGGUGGGGCGCAGUCUGGUGGUAUGGCCUUCUUGUCUCCCGAAUGCAGGCCGCUGGCCCAACUUUCAUCAAGCUAGCCCAAUGGGCCGCCUCACGCGCUGAUAUAUUCCCCUCUAUUCUCUGCGAGCGUCUAGGCUCUCUCCACUCUCGCGGCACUCCGCACCCGCUCGGCCAUACAAAAGCCGUGAUUGAAGACGUUUUCCAGCGACCUUUCGAUCAAGUUUUCGAGUCCUUCGAUGAGGAGUCAAUAGGCUCAGGCGCCAUCGCACAGGUCUACCGAGCAACCCUCAAACAAGAUCUCAUCCCACCCUCGUAUCUUGGACCUAGACGCUCACGAAAGACCGCAGCGGGUCCACUUGGUCCCGUCAUCCUUCAGGACCCUCUUCCUUCAGUACCCACAGCUUCCGUUGCAAUCAAAGUCCUUCAUCCCAAUGUUUCCAAGACCAUUUCACGCGAUCUGCGCAUCAUGUCAUUUUUCGCUCGUUGUAUCAACCUCUUCCCAGGGAUGCAAUGGAUAUCCUUGCCAGAGGAAGUGAAUGUCUUCGGUUCUAUGAUGCGCCAGCAACUAGAUCUUAGACAUGAAGCCGACAAUCUACUGGCAUUUGAGAGUCACUUCUCUCCAAGAAGAGUCCCUGUCAACUUCCCAAGGCCGCUCAAGAUAUGGUCAGCGAAGGAUCUCUUGGUCGAGGAGUACAUGAACGCUUUGCCGUUAGAAGCCUUCUUGCGCAACGGUGGCGGUCCGUACGAUGAUGAGGUUGCAACCGUGGGGUUGGAUGCUUUCCUCAACAUGCUCCUUCUCGAUAACUUUGUGCACUCGGACCUGCAUCCAGGUAAUAUCAUGAUCAAGUUCAGUAAACCUCCAACGACACGUAUCCUGCUCGAGAACCUCUAUAACCACCUCUUCCACCGACACUCCACCGACGAGAACGGACUACCUUCCACUAUCGUCUCGGCAGACUACUCCGACUCCGACGCCAUCGUCGGCCGUCUACGCUCUCUCAUCCCUGACCCGUCUGCAUGGCACAAAGAACUCGAACACCUGCACGAUUUCGGCUACGUCCCUGAGAUCAUCUUCAUCGACGCUGGGCUUGUCACGACCCUCGACGCGAAGAACCGGCAGAACUUCCUCGACCUCUUCCGCGCCGUGGCAGAAUUCGACGGGUACCGCACCGGGCAACUUAUGGUCGAGCGGUCGCGUUCGCCCGAGCUCGCCAUCGACACCGAGACGUUCGCGCUGAAGAUGCAGCACCUCGUCCUGAGCGUCAAGCGCAAGACGUUCUCGCUUGGUCAGAUCAAGAUCUCGGACUUGCUGACGGAGGUGCUCAAGAAUGUGCGGGUGCAUCAUGUGAAAAUGGAGGGUGAUUUUAUUAAUACGGUUAUCUCGAUUUUAUUGUUGGAGGGCAUUGGGAGACAAUUGGACCCUGGGCUUGAUUUGUUUGCGAGUGCGCUGCCGAUGUUGAGGAAGUUGGGUGGACAGAUGGCGGCGAGGGAAUCGAUGAACAUGGAUUUACCUUCGAGCAACCUCGGUGCUUUCCUUAAGCUGUGGGUGUGGCUGGAAGCACGCUCUUUCAUUGCCUCAGCUAUCGUCAACGCAGACGACCUAAUAAAAUAUGACCUAUUAUGCCCCAGCAUAUAA